Coprinopsis cinerea okayama7#130 is the source of this 780-nucleotide messenger RNA. RefSeq names its product trafficking protein particle complex subunit 6B. Gene Ontology annotation, biological process: regulation of GTPase activity; endoplasmic reticulum to Golgi vesicle-mediated transport. Gene Ontology annotation, cellular component: trans-Golgi network; cis-Golgi network; TRAPP complex. NCBI's taxonomy places the organism in Eukaryota, Fungi, Basidiomycota, Agaricomycetes, Agaricales, Psathyrellaceae. Bases 1 to 780 code for a protein of 259 amino acids. The transcript has 2 exons. The record is from RefSeq and is a predicted model, not a curated record.
AUGGCAGCACGAGCGUCAACCUCCUCCCUAGCGCCCGUCUCCCUCUCCACCCUCUCCGACCCCCCAAUCCGUCACAUCGACGCCACAGCCUACGAAUACUUCCUCAUCGAAAUGGUCUCCACCCUCCGCGAAUCCGCAGCGUACGCAACAGCGCGCUCCAAAGCCAUCGAGAAAGAAAUGGCCGACGCAGGACUCAUCGUGCCCACGCCAACAACCGUAACUGGACCCCCCGCAGCCUCAGGCAGCCGGGGGUCGCAACCCCCCGGCCCCAGGGACUCGGUCACCUCCCUCCAAUCCACGACGCGCCCCAAAUCCUCGGCCUCAGGCGCAGGCGGCGACGCCGACGACCCAACCCUCGACCCCCUCCGCCACCGCCUCCUCGCCAUCGGCUCCCACACCGGUGCCAACCUCUCCGAACGCCUCUGCCUCCACCGCCCGCCCUUCACCGACACACUCGACGUCAUCAAGUUCAUCUGCAAGGACCUCUGGAACGCACUGUUCAAUAAACAGAUCGAUAAUUUGAGGACGAAUCAUAGAGGCGUGUAUGUGCUGCAGGAUAAUAGUUUUAAACCGAUACAGAGGGUGAGUUUGCCGUCGGGACCGGGGACGGGUGGGAAGGCGGAGGCGGUGAGGAGGGCGAAGGUGUAUACGUUGAUGUUUGCAGGGGUUGUGCAGGGGGCGUUGGAGAGGCUUGGGUACCCACCGACGAGCGUGACGCCCGAGAUUAGCAAUUUGCCAAAUUGCACGUUCCAGGUGCGGAUGCCGAAAGGCUCAACAUAG